CCUCCCGCUUGGCACCGUACUCUGACUCCUCAAGCCUCAAAGCAAAGCUCAGGACCUGCGCUGGCGAACAAGACGCCGCGCACGGACGGACGGACGGACGCAAGCGUGACUGCACAGCAGACGUCUCAGCCAUGAGCGACAUUCCUGCCAGCACGAUCCCCGUGGCGUGCUCUGAGUGCCGCGCGACCAAGGUCCGCUGCCUGCCGCUCGCCGAGCCGGGCGGCCGCUGCAAGCGCUGCGAGCGGCUGUCGCUCGAGUGCGUCUACCUGGCGCACCGCAAGGGCCGCAAGCCGACGGUCAGCCGCUCCAGCGAGGCCGGGCCCUCGGCCAGCCCAGGUGCGCACAAGAAGCAGCGUCUCAACUCGGCGCACGGCUCCGCUGCCGGCAAUGGCUUCGGGCGCGCCUACUCCAACGGCGUCGCCUCGGGCUCGUCGGUCGCGUCGCCGGCGCAGCAGGCGCCGGCGCCGAUCAGCCUGGCACGCAGCUCGGCCUCGCAGGCCCAGGUGCUGAGCCGCCCGCCGCCGUCGCUCGCCGACCUGCUGCAGCCGUGGAUGGGCUCGGACCCGUCGCUGCUCGCGCACAUCCCGCCCAGUCCGCGUCCGCCCCCGUGGGAGCAUCUCGACCCCGUCAGCCUCGAGAUCGUGACGCUCGAGGAGGGUCGCCAGCUGUUCGCCUUCUUCUUUGCCUACUACCUGCCGUGGUGUGCCAUGUUUGAUCCCACUCUCCACACGCACGACUACGUGCGCUCUGCGUCGCCCUUUCUGUACUGCGCCAUUUUGACCAUCACAGCAAGGCUAGCCAUACCCGCCGACGAGGCGACAGACGAGCACCGUCGUUCACCGGUGCCCAUCCUGGCGCGUGCGGCCCUCAAGCGGCGGCAGCUCGCUACGCACGUCGACCUGCUGCGCACGUGGAGCUUCAAGGACGACGAGCCGCGCAUCGAGACGUGCCAGGCGCUCUUCUGUCUCGCCACGUGGAAGGAGCCCGACGACCGCCUCUCGUACCUGCACUGCGGCUUCAGCUUCCGCAUCGCCAUGGCCAUGGCGCUCGACGCCAAGCAGAACGUCAGCGACAAGGGCGAUGCCAACGCCGAGGCCGAGCACCGCUGGUUCCUGAAUCGCCAGCGCACGUGGCUGGCGCUCUUCAUGCAGGAUCGCACGCAGUGCAUGCACUACCUCACCACGCCCACGUUCCCGCACGACAACGAGCUGAUCACCGAGUGCACCAUGUGGCACGCGCAGCCCGGGACAUUCGUCGACGACAAGCUACAGUGCGCGAGCGUCGACUGCCGGCGCAUGCAGAGCAAGUAUCUCGCAGUCAUCAGCCGGCUGGCGCCGGACCACGCCAGUGCCAGCAGCUCGCACAGCGCGCUGGCCGAAGGGCCCAACGUGCUGCUGCCGGCGCUGCAGAGCGAGGUGCGCGAGUGGAACGCGCGCUGGCACGGCGAGGUGCAGCGCGCGCACGCCGGCAUCGAUCCGGCAGAGUGGGGCCACAAGAGCACGAUUCUGGAGAUCUGGAUCAACUCGAUCGAGCUGCACGUCUCGACGCUCGGCCUCAAGCACAGCUUCCAGCACGCGCGCCAGGCCGACCUCGGCUCGCUGCUGACCGACAUGCCGGCGCUCUGGCCGUGUGUGCGCACCGCGCGCGCCAUCCUCAUCGCGCUCACAGCGCUGCCGCCGCUCUACUUGCGCAGCACUACGGACGGCGUCGGCCUCCUGGCGCCGUGGGCAGCGCUGCUGCUCUGCCGUCUGGCGUCGAUUCAGCGCAUGCAGAAGGGCGGCGAGAGCACUGCGGCGCAGAGCAUCGACAUAAUCCGACGCUGCCGCGAUGCCUUCUCCGCGUGCAUCCUCACAAGCACAGACAACGCUCGGCUUUUUGCGCGCACCCUCGACGGCAUUCUGCAGGAGACGACCGCUAAGGCUGCAGCGCACGCUUCGGACGAGCCGAUCCUCGCGGCCGGGCAGCGCACGAGCCGUGGCACGCCGCCGCGCGGCUGGCUGUGGUCGAGCGACUCGCUGUCGGGCCGCAACGUCUCGCCGAAGCGCGAGCAGACCGACGCCUCGCCGCCGUCGCAGGCAUCCGAGACGCCCAACGGUGCACCCUUGGCGGACGCCUCUUCGAGCGCACAUGCGGACGCACUGCUGCUGAUGAGCGCCACGAGCAACGCGGCGUACAACGCUCCGCCGCAGCUCCCACCUGCGCGUGCGGCAGCCCCGUCGAGCGCCGCUGCUGCCCGGGCUCCGCCAGUGGGCCUCGCACCGAUGCUCUCUGCGCCCGACGCUCCGUCGCAGUACGCGCAGCAGGCUGCAGCGCCGCAGGACAUGGAUCUGAUGGGCAACGUCGGCGACUGGCAGCCGCGGCAGGACGAGGCGAGCAAUGCGGCGUUCGAGGAUCUGCUGCGCUUCCUCGACAGCGGGCUGGGGCCCUUCGAGCAGGGCGCGCUGCAGAUGUAGACGCGCACAGCGCAUACGGGAAGUCACCCUGUUUCUUUGCUGCGCGACUGAUGCGAUUAGGGUGAGGCUAUGUGCGUGACGGAUGUAC
Messenger RNA from Tilletiopsis washingtonensis, 2541 nucleotides. RefSeq lists its product as hypothetical. Gene Ontology annotation, biological process: regulation of DNA-templated transcription; DNA-templated transcription. The transcript has 5 exons. The record is from RefSeq and is a predicted model, not a curated record. Gene Ontology annotation, cellular component: nucleus. The coding region runs from base 132 to 2453 and encodes 773 amino acids. Lineage: Eukaryota; Fungi; Basidiomycota; Exobasidiomycetes; Entylomatales. Gene Ontology annotation, molecular function: zinc ion binding; transcription cis-regulatory region binding; DNA-binding transcription factor activity, RNA polymerase II-specific.